Pseudopipra pipra is the source of this 7004-nucleotide messenger RNA. RefSeq names its product p21 (RAC1) activated kinase 1 (gene PAK1). The record is from RefSeq and is a predicted model, not a curated record. Bases 174 to 1808 code for a protein of 544 amino acids. Gene Ontology annotation, cellular component: cytoplasm. The transcript has 16 exons. Gene Ontology annotation, biological process: intracellular signal transduction; protein phosphorylation; regulation of axonogenesis. Lineage: Eukaryota; Metazoa; Chordata; Aves; Passeriformes; Pipridae. Gene Ontology annotation, molecular function: protein serine/threonine kinase activity; ATP binding.
GAGGGCGGUGUGGGGAGCGGGGCCGGGCGCGGAGCCGCGGGAGAGCCGGGCAGCACCUUGCGGCGGGCGGAAGUUUGUGCCCAUUGACUCUUGUCCUGUUGCUGGAUACCGCCAAGAGGAGCCUUGUUCCAUCUUCUUUACACCUCCAUCAGUAACGGCCUCCUCAACUGAAGAUGUCUAACAAUGGAGUUGAAACGGAAGACAAACCGCCUGCUCCUCCAAUGAGAAAUACCAGCACUAUGAUUGGAUCAGGAAGCAAAGACCCUGGGACUUUAAACCAUGGCUCAAAACCUUUGCCUCCCAACCCAGAAGAAAAGAAAAGGAAGGAUCGAUUUUACCGAUCUAUUUUACCAGGAGAUAAAACCAAUAAGAAGAAAGAGAAAGAGCGGCCGGAGAUCUCCCUCCCUUCAGACUUCGAACACACAAUUCAUGUGGGGUUUGAUGCAGUCACGGGAGAAUUCACAGGAAUGCCAGAGCAAUGGGCACGUUUACUGCAGACUUCCAACAUCACCAAGUCAGAGCAGAAGAAGAACCCCCAAGCGGUGCUGGACGUGUUGGAGUUUUACAACUCCAAGAAGAUCUCCAACAGCCAGAAGUACAUGAGUUUCACAGAUAAAUCAGCAGAGGAUUACAAUUCAUCAAAUACAUUGAAUGUGAAAGCUGUCUCUGAGACCCCUGCAGUGCCCUCAGUGUCUGAAGAUGAAGAUGAUGAAGAUGAUGCAGCUCCACCCCCCGUGAUAGCUCCACGACCUGAACACACAAAAUCUAUAUACACCCGCUCUGUGAUAGACCCUCUUCCUCCUCCUACCAGAGACGUGGCCACUUCUCCUAUUACUUCUCCCUCGGAAAACAGCACAACAGCGCCCGACAUGCUGGUCAGGAACACGGAGAAACAAAAGAAAAAGCCAAAAAUGUCAGAUGAAGAGAUACUGGAAAAAUUAAGAAGUAUCGUGAGUGUGGGUGAUCCAAAAAAGAAGUAUACGAAUUUUGAGAAGAUUGGGCAAGGAGCCUCGGGUACAGUUUACACGGCAAUAGAUGUAGCUACAGGACAGGAGGUUGCAAUCAAACAGAUGAAUUUGCAGCAGCAACCCAAAAAAGAACUGAUUAUUAAUGAAAUCCUUGUGAUGAGGGAAAACAAAAACUCCAACAUUGUCAACUACUUGGACAGUUACCUUGUAGGAGAAGAGCUCUGGGUGGUCAUGGAGUAUUUGGCAGGAGGCUCCCUAACAGAUGUUGUGACAGAGACCUGCAUGGACGAGGGACAAAUCGCAGCUGUGUGCCGGGAGUGUCUCCAAGCUCUGGAAUUCCUACAUUCAAACCAAGUUAUUCACAGAGACAUCAAGAGUGACAACAUCCUGCUGGGAAUGGAUGGCUCUGUCAAACUAACUGACUUCGGCUUCUGUGCUCAAAUCACUCCUGAGCAGAGCAAGCGCAGCACCAUGGUGGGGACCCCCUACUGGAUGGCACCUGAAGUGGUGACGCGGAAGGCGUAUGGGCCCAAAGUGGAUAUCUGGUCGCUGGGGAUAAUGGCCAUCGAGAUGAUUGAAGGAGAGCCCCCCUACCUCAAUGAGAACCCCCUGAGAGCCCUGUAUCUCAUCGCUACUAAUGGGACUCCAGAGCUGCAGAAUCCAGAAAAGCUGUCACCCAUAUUCCGAGACUUCUUAAAUCGCUGUCUUGAAAUGGACGUGGAAAAGAGAGGUUCUGCAAAAGAGCUGCUACAGCAUCAGUUCCUGAAAAUUGCAAAGCCUCUAUCUAGUCUCACUCCUCUGAUUAUUGCAGCUAAAGAGGCAGCCAAGAACAACCAUUAAAGUGGUGAAGUCAACACAGUCAUCGUGUCAAGACUUUUAGAUGUUCAUUUCAGAGACUGAAUUACCUGCCCCUCUCCCCUUCUGCUCCUUCUUCACAGGGGUGUUCUUAAAACUUUGACUGCCCUGAAGGGUGGCAGAGGUAUUAUUCACUGAAUGUGAAAGGGCACACAAGAGGGACAUGGCUGAUCUUAUGUAGUGAACUGUCUUUCCAUCCUCGUGAUGGGGAUGGGAGGGGAAGAAUAUUUUGUAUGGUUGAGAAGAUCUUUCUGAGAAUGUCUGAAUAUGACCUACACAUAGUGAAGCCAGUUUGUUUUCAUAUUUCUUAUUGUGUUUAUUUUUAAAAAUAAUGUGGAGCCUUAGACCAUGUUUAUCUUAAUAAAUUAAAUCUUUUGCUGGCUGCACUUUUCCUGCUUCUGCCAAGCUGCUAUUACACCACCAAGGCUGCUCUGUGCUUUGGAUGACUUGAGGAGGGAAGGAAGCAGGCAGCAGCAAUGUGAACAGCUGUAACAACUGAGAGGGGAACAGGGAUGUGAAGGUGUAUCUCUCUUGCAGCACUGCUGGAUGUUUCGAGGGAGCAUGGACAAAGCCUCUGUGUACUUUCUGCAGCCAUUGGAGAACUUAAUUCAUGGAUGAUCUCUUUGCCAAUUUGUGUGAAUUGGGCUCCCCUCCCACUUCCUCUUUAGUGUCAACUCAACUAAUUAAACACAUCUCAGAAAUCUCUGUUUUAGAAGGUAAAUCACAGGAAAAAAAAUUGACAGAGAGCUCUUUUGAGGUUAUUUUAUUGUGCUGUGAGGUUUUUAGAGACCCUUGCCCUGUAUGCUAAAGCAAACCGAGCAAUUACUGUUCUAAAGAUAAGAUUGGCCUGCAAAAUAUGUUAAAAACUCUUGUUUCUUAGAGCAAGUCCAAUGGAAAACAAACUCAUCAUAGAAGCUGCUUUCUUCUUGGAGAUGUGGGGACAUGAAUUUUUUUAAAAUGAUGGUUUCUUUAUGCUACUGAUACCUUUGGUUGCUAAUAGUUUGUAAAAAUACCAGGAAACCUGGAACUACUAGAAGAGGGAUUGGUUGUAAACACUGGGCUUAUGUUCGACUAUGUACUGAAUUUUAAUAAAACGACUGCUGUGUUUCUUAACUUGGGGCUGGGAGAGAACUGGAGAAUUCCUUGUCACCAGGCAAGUCUGUUGGAGGGGCUGUUGCUUGUACGGUCAACGGGCGCUUGAAUGUUUUGGAUGAAGUAAUAGAACCUUGUUUCUUACCCCAUCUUCUGUAGUCUUUUGGAAUAGCAAGUGGCUCCCAAGGGAGUAACUUUACACAUAGAAAAAAGGGAUAAAAAAAAUGUGUAUUAUAACUGGGGAACCUGCUUUCUAUGUGCUGCUUUGGUCAUGCAUGGGGUGAGUUUAAACUGUUCUGGAAUAACCUCUCAUCUCUUUCCAAAGCACUUGUGUUGCACAAAAAUUCAUUCCUUCUUCUUGCUGAGACCUGCUGCUGGCUCAGCCCUUUCCUCCCUGCACCUGGGGUUUAAUUAAAUAUAUUUUUCCUAUUGGCUCCACAGUACAUGACAGCUCUUACAUCAUCUUUACUGGGUGUAGAUAGUUUGUGAGCUCUUUUGCUUCUGAGGGGCCUUCUGCUUUGUGCUGCAAAGUGGUUACUGUUUGACAUGAGGCUGAAGUGUGAAGUCUUGCCCCAGUCUGCAGCCUCUCUCCCUGUUAUGUAUAUGUAUUUCGUCUCCCUGUAAUAGUAAGUUUCCUCUCACAAAGCUUGUAUCCAAGGAUGCAUUCUUCUGACAAAACACUGGAACUGCCAACCUGGAGAGGGAUAUGAUGUAUGGAAGAGCAUGACAUUGAUUGGAGCUUAGGUGGAGAUUGCAGAAGGAAUGCUAUUACCAUUAAAUAAUUCCCUUUGAUAAGGACCUUUGCUUAUAUUUCCUCUGGAAGACUCAAGAUGGCAUAUAUGGGAAGAAAAGAAUAAGUGGCUAGAUAUCUCUUGCUAUAAAAUCGCAUAGGACUGGUCCUACAAAUUUGGCAAAUGACUUUUUUUCUGACAGCAUUUGGUUAAAUUUGAUCCACAAUGUGUUUAAUUUCUCUUUAAUUCCCUUCUCUACUCCAUCCUCUGCAUCCCAUUGAUUGAGAACUUAAUGCCCAUGUGCCCCACCUGUAAGCAUGCACUGGAGCUUAUAUUUCUGCAGUGAGAUUUCUGCUAAAUUUCCCUAAAGGUAGAGGAGGUUAUUUGUGUAUGUUUUAAUAAUCCUCUGGAUUCUCUGUUGCACAAUGGAAAGGGAUCCACGCGAAUGACUGUUUAUGCUUCUUACACUGGUGAUGUGCUUCUGUCUUGUUGACUUCCACGUUGAAUCGGUCCUGCCUGGUUUCUGUUAGCUGCUUGAGAAAGGGGUUGCUUAAAGCCUUUCUUUCUCCACUGGGAAGCUGCAAGAGUGUGAUGGCCAUGCAUGUGUGUCAUCUUGUCCCAGGCUGUUUUUUCCCCAGUCAUGAUGGGUGGGUAGGUGGGAAGAGGAGGCGAUUGCUACAGUGUGCCUGGACCUAGUUUCCAGUUACCAGACACAUCAUGUUUUGUUCUCAGAAAAUCUUAAAAAAAUUUUCUAGCUACCUUAAUCUUAGGAGAAUGGGAUUAUUUUUUCUAUUUGUUCUGAAAUGCAUCCUUUCCUUCCCUUUACCUGUGAGUCGCUUGGCACCAGCACCUGUGUUAGCUUUCAGAGUCCCCUGUGGCAUGUUCCUUUCUACAGAGGGCUCUUAAAUAGCAACUCUCUGACUUAGAAGUUAACCUCUGGGGCUUAUUUUUCUGAAAAUAUCUUGUCUCUGCUGUUAUUUGAAAGCAACUCCAACUGCACAACUUCUUUGGUGCCUUUGCUGGUUUUUUUUUACCCCCUUUCUUUAUUAACUGAUUCACCUGAGUUGAAACCAUUUUUAAUCACAGCCCUUAAUUAUUUAUUUGCCUGCUAAUUUUGAAGUCUCUCUCCUCUAUUAGAACAUUAAAUAUUCAGUUGUCUGAGUGUCCUUUUGGAAAACUGGUUUCCUUUUUGAAGGAUCUCAAGCAAUCCUAUACCAGAAAUGAUUUCACAUUCUACAGUUUACAAAGGGCUUGGUGAAGGGAAAGGCUAAAACUCAUCCUCUUUUCCUAAAUACAAUGAUUGUCUUAUUUAAGUAUCAAUUGGUAGCUUCAAUAAGACUUUUCCUGUAUUUCAAAAAUGGGCAUUGAUUUUUAUUACUUCAGCUUUAGGGUGGUUUUUUUUUAAACAAACAACUGAUUUGGAGUUCGCUUGGGGCCAAGAGUUUGUGUGUGAGGAGGGUAUGGAGACCAUGUGGGAAGAAGGCAGAUUAUUUGGACAACACUCUCAGGCACAUGGUGUGAUUCUUGGAGAUGUCCUGUGCAGGGCCAGGAGCUGGACUCAAUGAUCCUUGUGCGUCCCUUUCAGCUCAGGAUACUGUAUGAUUCAAUGGGGCUGAGAGUGAAGAGGCGGGGCAGGGGUGGAGAGGACAGCAGAACUAGCUAGUUGCAGCAGCAAUAGCACACCUUUAGCCAUCCCUAAAAUGUCUUCAUUGAAUGGAUGUGUUUUCAAAGGACAUAAAUCUGACUGAUGAGUCGUUACAGGUUCUUCACUAGGCAGGCAUUAUGCUCCUACCACACUGCCUUCCCCUUCUAAACAAAAGGGGUGCAGGGAUUUCUCCAGCAAGGAGGCUUCUUGAGAAAGGAGGUUUCCAUGGAGACACUUACUUGACUUAAAGUAUCUGGUUAGGGCUCGAGAAGAAGCUUGGGGGGUAAACACCAUCGCCACAAAAGCCACUGUUUUGCAAAGGAACUGCUGCAGUGUUUUGUUGCCAACUUGAUGCCUCUUUUUAGGGGUUGGUUUUGAAAAAGUCCUGAGAAUGUUGCCUGGUUAGGAAUGUGAGGUGCGUAAAAGCCUGUCUCUUCUUAGCUGAGAUCUCUGUUAGUAUCCUAAUCCAUCUGUCUCUCAAAAUGCGGCGGGUUGGUGUAAGUAGGGCACAUUUGCAGCAGGGUACUGUGCAAGAAUGGAUUGCAAUGGUCUCUAGUAGGUACUUGCUUCCUUAGAACCUGCACUCCUUGGCUGACAGCAAAAUUGGUCCAGACCAGUUUCCAAGAAUAAUAUUUGUUUAAACCCCAUUCCUAAUACAGAGCUUGCAUAGUCCAUUUGUAUGGUGAAUGGCAACAUCUUCAAUGUUAAAAUUGUUAAAAGUGAAGCCAUUCUCCAUUCAUCUUCCCACCAAAAAAUGAAACUUUUUAAUGGCUUCUUAUUUCAACUGAGAGAGCCUGUAGAUGUAUUUCGGGGUUGAAAGCCCAACUGGAUGAAGUGUAUGCAUAAUGAAUGCUCUAGGAUCUCAUAGUUUGUUGCUAAUGACAACUCACAGUGGCAAAGAUGGGAUCUUGGGGAAGCAGCUGCCAGCUUUGACAGGGAACGGUCAACAAUAACAGAACUGCAGUACAGAUGAGAGCUGGACAGAAACUUGCUGCCAGAAUGGAACCUGCAGGGAGCAGUGGGAAGCAGAUAGAGUUGGCCCAAGGGGUAGGAUGAAGCAAGGUUUAAAACUUCAGUUACACAAUUGCUGAGGAAAUUCAAGGAGUGCCACAGCAGCCUGCUGCAUCUCAAGGCAGCAGCAUCUCUGAAGGAGGAGAGCAGAAAGGAGCCUAGGAAAGGAAAAGAUACUGGAAGUGGAGACAGGAGCAGCAACAUGGCUCUGAGUCACAGCCCGACAAAAUUUAGCUGAAAAGGAAAAGUGGGAGGUAGAAUGGAAGAGAUGGCCUUGAUGUGCCAAGGAACUGAAGAGAGAGGCCAGAUUUCAUGGGUAUGUGAAAUGGCAGAAAUGAAUUUAAUUCAGGCUUCUGUGGAUGACAAGCAGCUUGUUCCCUUCUGCCUUGCAGCAUCGGCACAGUGUCUUUUUGAGAUCAGCACGCUUUGGGAUCAUGUCAGCAGCUGCCCAGCUUUGGUUUUGUGUUUGUAAAGAAGGCUUUUUGCUCUGACUGCAGCUUUCUGCUGUUGGUAGAUGUCUUUGUGUCGUGUCCCAUCUGGAAAUAAGGGGCUGUUGCAGUUUUAAAAUCUGUUGGAUAAUGUAUUUCUCUUCAUGCUGUCUUGGCGUAACUCUCCUGUACUGCUGGGUUUGUUUAAUGUGCCAGGUCAGCUCAGCCACUUUAAAAAUAGAAUUGAAACCUUAAAUAAAACCUUAAUUAAUUA